AUUCCCAGCGCAGGCAUUUCCUUAUAAAGAUUUAUAACCUUCCUGUGCUAUACACUAAGACCAGUCUCUCUUUCUUGUCUUUCUUUCUUUAUACUUCAAGCACUUCUUCCUUUUCGCAUCUCACACCCUCCACCCAACAGUCUCUUCCGCCGCCUCAUCUGCGACCGGCACACACUCACUAUGGUCCGCAACAUGCGCGUCGCCCUCCUGCAAGCCCUCAUCUUCAGCACGACCAUCACUGCCCUAACGAUCCCAACUUUGGACCAUGGCGAAAACGGGGUCAACGAGCUCGAGGCCACCAAUGAGCUUCCCGGAGAUCCUUCUAGCUUCUCUCCAAUCACUUACGUUUCAAAGCUUCUCACUCGUCAGGAUGGCGAGAACGGUUGCGACUGCCGGAAGAGGGGUUGCACGCAGAACCGGAUCUCCGACCCGCAGAACUGCAGGAAGUGCAUCAAGUGCAAGCGGACGGAGCGACCGAGCUCAGAUGGGAAGACGUGUGUAGAGAAAUACGAUAAGCGAAUCGAAUCCACCCGACAAGACAUGCAGAAGAAGUUCGACAGCAACAUCGAAGACGUCCGUCAGCGACAGAUCUACCGUUUUGACCGCUGCAUCGCGCUGUCCGCCGUGGCGCUGGGCCGCGAAAAGGGCCUCAAGUACCUCGAUGCCUUCUUCACUGAGAGGCUUCUUUCCUCCGACGAUGUCCUGCCGUACUACCGCAACGUGUCGAACAUGGACAUCGACUACGAGGGCUCGCGCGACGGCAACGACGACAGGUUGGAGGACGAGAAGUUCAUCGACAAUUACAUCAAGGUGGGCUUCGGCGAGACGGGUGCGAAUAAGGCGCGUGGUGUCGUCGUCCGCCAAGAGCAGCAGCAGCAGAGGCAGGGGUUCAUGAGGGUGAGGGAGUACUAUGGUAGGGUUGGUGUUAUCCUCAAGGACACUCUUAAGGAUGCCGAUCCGGACGUCAAGGACCAGGUCGAUAGGAACUUGUACAGGAUUGCGGGCAACAACGAUGGCAAGCCUGAGGAGGAGCAGAAGAAGGCAUUGGACGACUUGAUCAAGGAGAAGAACUUCGUGAACUGUAUCUUCGGGAGGGAGGCAGAGGCAUGAGCGCGGCGCUGAUGCUGGCUGCUGAGUCCAUUUUGUCGACGGGCAUGUUUGCUCUUUUCGUUUACUUUUAACCAUAUUCACCUGAGAUGUAUUUUGUAGAACAUUUGUAGGGGCUGUUUCUGUUUGGGCGUCUUUAUACCAUUUGAUAUGAGAAGAUUCCUGGUUUUGUUCAAACGCAUCGCCAUUUCGUGCUGUUCGACAUUCAUGGGUGUGAAUUUGUGGGUAGCUGUUUGUGGAGAAAAGUAACAUCGUCGAAGUAAUAUUA
This is a messenger RNA of Aaosphaeria arxii CBS 175.79, 1375 nucleotides long. RefSeq lists its product as uncharacterized. The coding region runs from base 181 to 1110 and encodes 309 amino acids. The transcript is spliced from 2 exons. The record is from RefSeq and is a predicted model, not a curated record. NCBI's taxonomy places the organism in Eukaryota, Fungi, Ascomycota, Dothideomycetes, Pleosporales.